UCGUCAGUUGGGUCCGACAUACCGAAGCUUAUCACAAAAGCCUCCUACAAGGUGCUGGAUAACGACGUCAAAACGGCAUGGAUAAAUCCGAGGCUGCUCUCUAAGAUUGAUAUGGAAAUAAUAAAAAAGACGGAUUACGUUCCACCCUCGGAGAGAAACAUGAAUGGCCACCACCACUCGCAGCACUCUUACCAGAGGCAGCAGGGCUGCGGAAGAGUACACGACAGAGAGUGGGAGGCUCCAGUCAAUGGUCGCGCGAAGCCGCGAUCAGCCGUUCCAGUGCCUGCCCCAACACCGGCGGCAGCGGAUGCCAGACGCAGACCCAAGCCGAAGGCCCAGAUGGAGACGCACGCCCAUCAGGGCAACCGCAAUGCCAAAAUCAAAAGUAAGACCCCCUCGCACCACCAGAGAGCGGCGCCACAGAGGAACGGCCCGUCCGCCGCGGCCCCCCAGGCCGCCGAGAGGGUCAAGGGGGUCGUGGGUUAUCACCAGAGUGCGACCGCGUGUUACGUGGGGGGCAUGCCGGGGACGGUGCACGAUAGUGGCGGUGUGUACGGUGUUUACGCGGAAACUAAGUACAUUUACGCUGUGAAUGGAUUGCCGGGAAAUCCUGCCCAGGCUUCGGCCGCAGCGGCUUUCUUUGCAAGAGCUGCCCAGAAACUGAACCUUUCUGCAUCCCCACACAGGAGGAAAAGGUACAACUCCGACGACGUGGACAACACCGGAUUCUGUGGAAUACUUCAAAGAUGUCCUCCACCCGUCCCUCCUGCCCUUCUUAGAAGGAUAGGAGUAAAAGAGGUCACAGGUGUUGGGAAGGUGAAAGUGAUGUUGAGAGUGUCAAAUCCCACGUCGGGCUCAGCUGCAGAAUCGGGUAGUCCAAACAGUUUUUUCAGUUUGGACAAACGGAAGAAACAAGUCACAUUAAUCGAUCCAUCUCUGUGCAGUGGAUCAGCAGCGCCGGAGGACAGGAGGGUGGGGGUGGCAGCCCCCAAGAUGUUCGCCUUCGAUGCCAUUUUCUCCCAGGACGACUCGCAGACCGAGGUGUGCUCCAGCGCCCUUACGGACGUCAUCCACGCAGUCAUCAACGGCACAGACGGAUGCCUCUUUUGCUUCGGACAUGCUGGGCUCGGGAAGUCAUAUACGAUGUUGGGAACUCCGGAGAACGCCAAUACCUUAGGAAUAAUACCGUGUGCAAUAUCUUGGCUGUUUAAGGGGAUAAAUGAGCAAAAACAAAAGACUGGUGCUAGAUUUUCUGUGAGGGUAUCGGCUGUAGAAAUCUGUGGCCCUACGAAUCAGUUACGGGACCUGUUGUCAGGAUAUUCUAAUGACUCGGAGCAGUCGCCCGGCAUGUACCUGCGGGACGAUCCCCUGUUCGGCAACCAGCCCCCGCACUGCGAGCUGCGGGUGCCCACCGCCGAAAAGGCUGCCCACUACUUGGACGCGGCGGUGGAGUGUCGGGCCCCCGCCCGGGAAGACUCGAGGGAUUCGCAUCUGCUGUUUACCCUGCACGUCUACCAGUAUAGCGUCGCCGGUAAAGGAGGCGUCGCCGGCGGCCGGAGCCGUCUGCAUCUGAUCGACCUGGGGAACUCCGAACGAGGGAAGGCGAGCGGCGGGAUCCCUCUGUCGGGCGUGGGCAACAUCCUCCUGGCCAUAUUCAACGGCCAGAAGCACCUGCCCUACAAGGAGCACAAGCUGACCCACUUGCUGAAGGACUGCCUUAGCUCGCUGACCUGCCACGCCGCGAUGAUAGUCCACGUCUCCCCCUUCGCCCAGAACUACACGGACACCUUGACCACCGUGCAGUUGGCGUCGAGGAUACACCGAAUGAGGAGGAGAAGGAUCAAGUUCGUGUCGUCGGCAGCGGGGAACGGGUCGGGAGGGAGUUCUGGGGAGGAAGCCACGAGGACCACGGGGACCAGCAGCGAGCCUGAUCCUUCCAGUAGCGAUUUGUCCGCGGACACGGUGAUUUACGUUGGUCCCGCGGAUGACGCUACUGAUGGGGAACAUCCCCCUGUGUACAUACCCAGCCUUAACUCCGGCGAUAAUCGGUGUUCCAUGAGCAAAGCUUUAAGAGGUUCCAGUGCAGAACAACGACCUUCCCAAGUUCCUAAGCCCCAAAAGUCCGAGGAGAAGCCCUCCUCCCACAGAACCACCGUCAAAACGUGCCAAAGCAACAAGACCUCGCCCGCCCACAUGAGUUCACCCAAAUCGUCCCCCAGCCGGAUACCAUCCAUUAAAAACAAAAGCGACCCGUCCAAACACCCAGCGAGCGGCGCAAGCGACGAACAGUGGAUCGACGGACCUCGAAUAUCGAAAUCCAAAGUGGCAGAGGCGCGGCAUCUGAUGAAGGAAGCCUGCCACGUGAAGAAACGCGAGACCUGGGUGGACGGUCCGAUGCAGGCCGACGGCUCUGCGGGCUACGGUUAUAUGGACAGUCACAAGAAGAACAUGAUAAGGAAAUGGGUGGAGCACCAGACUAUCCAGAUACAGAAGUCGAAAUACGUCCACCCCCGCACGCAGGACAUCAAACCUCCCAGAGAACUGACACAGUUCAAAAACUGUGACGAAGACGAGGUCGUCAAGCCGCUUAAUUCGAAAAAGCACGAUGUAGUGGAGGAGAGCGUGAUUCGGACUGGGUUGAAGAUGUCCGCAGUCGCUAACGAUGUUAUACCGGAGUGUAACACGCCUGAAGAAAAAGAGGUUGUAGAAGACGAGGAUAUGGAAGACGACGAAGAACCGGAGAUUCCCCCCGCUCUGCCUCUAAUCCAGCCGUUAAGCAGUCGAGAAGUGUCCUUGGAAAGCUUGGACAUGCUGUUGAAAGAAAGGAUGUUGUCUAACGCCGAGUACAACAGUUACCAGAACAGCGCCUACGAGGACCACGGUGAAAGCGAAGGCGACGAAAUGCUGGAAAUCAUAGAAGUGGAGGAACCCCUCGAACCCGUCCCGACACAAGACUGCUGCCUGCAAGUAACCGAAGAAGACAUAGCUCUGUGUAUGGGCUAUGCAGAAAACCCCUUACCAGAGGUCGAUCAAGAGAACCCCCUAGACCACCCCCUGAGAAUACUAAGCCAGGAAAACCUCACGGUGGUCUCAACCUUUACCGAUUCCAUGUCCGUAUUCACGGACCUGGAAAGACUUCUACCCCGUCAUCGUUUCGAUAGAUACGGGUUGUACAACGACGACUACGAGGACCCCGACAAUCCCUACCCGAGGAACGGCAAUCUGGACGAAACCACCCGUAAAAAAUUCGACCAGCUGGCGCGACUACACGAAUUGUAUUCUAACAGGCUGGCUAAGGCGACAGUAGCCAACUCGGAAACGUACCAGCAGCAAAAACAGAACAGGGUUCUCACCAGGUGCGGAUCCCUAACUCUAACCGACAUGCUGUACGGAGGAGGCGAAGGAGGUCACGACAACAGCAGCAUAUACAGCGAACCCGCGUACGUCCAAGAGAAGUUCUGCGAGAAUUGCAAGGUCAACAUGUCCCGACCGGCGACGGCGCAGAAUUGGUACACCGACAGUUAUCUUUCGGCGAGCACACAGGAUCUGACGGGGAAGAAGUCGUAUGAAUCCACCUUGGGCAGCCGGUUCCAAAGGUACUGCCACAAGUACAGGGACAAUAACCUGGCAUACCUGCGCCAUCCCGAUGGCGCGUCCAAUCCGAAUUUAAAGGAAGAGAGCAGCAAGCGGAUGCCCGGGAAUGGCGCCUGUUCAACGGAAAAAAACUUCGAAGGCGAUCCCGUCGAGUCGAUCGUUUCCCAGCCCCUACCGCCCCCCAACAGUCUUCCAUCCGUCGAGAGAAUGAAUCGUGCCAUUCUGAGUCUGGAGACGGGGGUGACUGCCAUUAAGUUGGGUCACAAGUCCGAGGGAUACGACAGCGGUCACGAUUCUACGCCUAGGACGUCCAAGCACAGCCCCGCCGCCAUCUCCAGGAGGGCGGAGAGUGGCUACGACAGCGUGGUGAGAGACAGCGAGAGUUCGAGCAUCGAUUCUGAACCCAGCAGGUUGUCUCAUUUCCACAGUAGGAGAGGUAAAUGUAAGCACAAGCAUGAGAAGUCGUUCUGUUCAUGGUUUCUCAAUCCGUUCACUUGUAAAUAUAUUGACGAACCCCCCGAGACGCACUUCUAAGCUUGACAGGUUUUCGUUGUUCUUUUCUCGAAUUUUCCCUUUGUACGUUCGUCUCAGGAUGACCUUGGGCUGUAUUUCUAUAAUGUAUUUUCAAUUGUCUGUCCAUUUCUACAAGCGAUCUGUGU
Molecule: messenger RNA, 4253 nt
Organism: Anoplophora glabripennis (Asian longhorned beetle)
Lineage: Eukaryota; Metazoa; Arthropoda; Insecta; Coleoptera; Cerambycidae
Product: kinesin-like protein CG14535
Exons: 9
Coding region: 112-4128 (1338 amino acids)
Biological process (GO): microtubule-based movement
Molecular function (GO): ATP binding; microtubule binding; microtubule motor activity
Source: RefSeq, a predicted model, not a curated record